AUGGUCUCACUGAUUCUGCCCCGAGAAACAAAUUCCAAAACGAGUAAAACUGCUCUGGCUCAAGAUAAGAGAACUGGGAAUGUCUUCACCAACUCUCGACGUUUGAAAAGAAUUAGAGUGAAUGCAGUUUCCGGGAAGGCUCUGCAGCUGAUACAGUCAGGCGAAGUGCGUCCCAUAUUGCCAAAAGAUGCUGCCGCGGUCAUAGAGUCGGAAGGCUAUGCAUUGCUGGACGUUAGGCCGGAGUGGGAGAGACAGAAGGCACGCGUUGCAGGGUCAGUUCAUGUGCCGUUGUUUGUCAAGGACAUGGACAACAGCCCUAUAACUCUCCUCAAGAAGUGGGUACAUUUUGGCUACAUCGGACUCUGGACCGGCCAAGACUUGACCAUGAUUAAUCCCGACUUUGUCAAGCAAGUGGAGAGAGAACUUCCUGAUAAGGAUGCCAAGAUUAUCUUAGCAUGUGGAGAAGGUCUAAGGUCUAUGAUGGCCGCUUCAAGAUUACAUGGAGAAGGAUACAAGAACUUGGCAUGGUUGGCGGGGGGAUUUAGUCGUGCCGCAGAUAAUGAUUUCUCGGCAGUUGAAGGAACUGAGAAGCUGCAAUUUGCUACGAUAGGGGGUGUCUCGUACUACUUUCUUAAAUUACUUAUUCUAUUACAAGCUGUGGGAAAAGAAAGUUAAUCCAACAGGCUUCAAAUCCUUGUCUGUAAUUCUAUAUAUAUAUUUUUUUUGGCUCAUUGAGUGA
Messenger RNA from Coffea arabica (coffee), 739 nucleotides. Lineage: Eukaryota; Viridiplantae; Streptophyta; Magnoliopsida; Gentianales; Rubiaceae. The record is from RefSeq and is a predicted model, not a curated record.